AUCGCGAAUCGCAUACCACUCGCACCCCGCUAGCAAUACCAGUAGUUCCACUUCCUACGCUUGCGCGCGGCCAGCGUGGUACCAUGGAGGAGGCAGCGGGGGCGCCGCUGCUGCAGCCGCGCGGCGAAGACGACGCGGGGAAGCGGUGGCCCGGCGCGAGGCAGGCAGCGGUGGAGUGGUGGGUGGAGUCGAAGAAGCUGUGGCACAUCGUGGGGCCGGCCAUCUUCCAGCGGAUCGCGAUGUACGGGAUCAAUGUCGUCUCGCAGGCCUUCAUCGGCCACAUCGGCGACCUCGAGCUCGCCGCUUUCUCCAUCGCCGCCAACGUCGUCGCCGGCUUCAACUUCGGAUUCAUGCUGGGCAUGGCGAGCGCGCUGGAGACGCUAUGCGGGCAGGCGUUCGGCGCCAAGAAGUACCACAUGCUGGGUGUGUACCUGCAGCGCUCGUGGGUCGUCCUCUUCAUCUUCGCAGCCGCGCUGACCCCGACCUACAUCUUCAUGGAGGACCUGCUGCUGCUGAUCGGGCAGUCUCCCGAGCUGUCGCGGCUCUCCGGCCUGAUGAGCGUCUGGCUGCUCCCGCAGCACUUCGCCAUGGCGAUGCUGCUCCCGCUCACACGGUUCCUGCAGAGCCAGCUCAAGAACUGGGUGACCGCGCUCACCGCGGGCGUCGCGCUCGCCAUCCACGUCGUCGUCACCUACGUGCUCGUGCAGCAUUUCCAGCUGGGCUUGGUCGGGGCAGUCGUCGCCGCCGACAUGUCGUGGUGGCUGGUCGUGCUCGGCCAGUUAUUCUACGUCCUCGGCGGUGGGUGCCCGCUGUCGUGGAAAGGCUUCUCGAUGGAGGCGUUCGCCGACUUCUGGGAGUUCAUCAAGCUCUCCUCGGGUUCCGGAGUGAUGCUCUGCUUGGAGAACUGGUACUACAGAGUGUUGGUCUUGCUGACAGGGUACCUGAAGAACGCGGAAAUCGCUGUGGAUGCAGUCUCCAUAUGUUUGACGAUCAAUGGAUGGGAGAUGAUGAUUCCGUUCGGCUUCUUGGCUGCAACUGGCGUGCGGGUGGCGAAUGAGCUCGGCGCGGGGAGCGGCAAAGGCGCGCGCUUCGCCAUCGUCGUGUCCAUCACGACCUCCGUGGUGAUCGGCCUCAUCUUCUGGUGCCUGAUCCUCUACUUCAACGACCUGAUCGCGCUCCUCUUCACGUCGAGCAAGGUCGUGCUCGACGCCGUCCACAACAUGUCCGUGCUGCUCGCCUUCACCGUCCUCCUCAACAGCGUGCAGCCUGUGCUCUCAGGGGUGGCCAUUGGUUCAGGAUGGCAGGCGUUGGUCGCUUACGUGAACGUCGGAACCUACUACUUGAUCGGAGUUCCCUUGGGCGCCAUACUCGGUUGGCCUCUGCACUUCGGAGUUGGGGGUAUCUGGGCGGGGAUGAUUGGAGGGACCGCUGUCCAGACGCUGAUACUGGCCUACCUCACUGUCAGAUGCGAUUGGGACGAAGAGGCCAAGAAAGUUCGUACAAGAAUGCAAGUAUGGGCCAGCUCAAAAUGAAGCUGCUCAGCUAUACUGGUGCGGUUUCCUAGACACAGGGAACAUUGGAGCUCAACUGAACGGUGAUCACUUCGGAUCCCCCCCAAAAAAAGAAUCAGAAUGAAAUGAGUACAACCAAACAACCCGGAAGAAACAACACGCACCAUGCAGCAUGCUAGUAUAUAUACGGCCAUGAGCUCCAAGCCUCUAACCACAGUUGGCGGCUGACGACCAGUUCCUGAAUACUCACCUAUCUGGAUUCAGGGCUCCCCAGAGAAUGGCAGUACCAUCAGAGGAGUCACAGAACGAUACUAUUUGCGAUUCUUUUGUUGCUAUGUAGUAUGCAUUUCGCAAUAAGGUUUCAACAUCCAAAUACUCGUUGCCAUUUAAGCAAAGUUUGCAGAA
Messenger RNA from Phragmites australis (common reed), 1916 nucleotides. Its product is annotated as protein DETOXIFICATION 27-like. Gene Ontology annotation, biological process: xenobiotic detoxification by transmembrane export across the plasma membrane. Bases 84 to 1532 code for a protein of 482 amino acids. Gene Ontology annotation, cellular component: membrane. NCBI's taxonomy places the organism in Eukaryota, Viridiplantae, Streptophyta, Magnoliopsida, Poales, Poaceae. Gene Ontology annotation, molecular function: antiporter activity; xenobiotic transmembrane transporter activity. The record is from RefSeq and is a predicted model, not a curated record. The transcript has 8 exons.